Priceomyces carsonii is the source of this 1221-nucleotide messenger RNA. It is a transcript of the gene TAZ1, whose product is annotated as lysophosphatidylcholine acyltransferase. Gene Ontology annotation, cellular component: mitochondrial membrane. Gene Ontology annotation, molecular function: 1-acylglycerophosphocholine O-acyltransferase activity. Lineage: Eukaryota; Fungi; Ascomycota; Pichiomycetes; Serinales; Debaryomycetaceae. The coding region runs from base 1 to 1221 and encodes 406 amino acids. Gene Ontology annotation, biological process: cardiolipin acyl-chain remodeling; inner mitochondrial membrane organization. The transcript has a single exon. The record is from RefSeq and is a predicted model, not a curated record.
AUGUCUUUCGAAGACGUCUUGAAGAGAGGAGAUGACUUCUUAGAUCAAUAUCCUCGUACAUCCAAGUUGUGGAACAUUGCUUCUCAUUCAACUUGUUUAUUUGUCAUCUUACAAUCGAAAUUGUUUCUUAAUUUGUUGUAUAAGCCAAGACUCCAUCACAUAGAAAAACUAGAUGAAGCCUAUCAAAAAGCAAGAGAUGAAAACAGAUGCCUACUCACUGUGAUGAAUCAUAUGUCUGUUGUAGACGAUCCAGCUUUUUUUGCGGCAUUGCCUAUGAGAUUUCAUAUGGAUGUGGACAAUAUAAGAUGGGGGUUAGGUGCAGCAAACAUAUGCUUUUCCAAUAAGGCUUUGUCGUGGUUUUUUAACUUAGGUAAGAUUUUGGGUACCGAUAGAUUUGGCGUUGGCCCCUUCCAGGGAUCAAUAGAUGCUGCUAUAAGAAUAUUAAGUCCAGAUGACACUUUAGAUUUGGAAUAUACCCCUGGUGUUCAAGAAGCAGCGAAACCACUCAUUUUACAAGAGGUAAAUAAUUUGAAGCCUACCGUUUCAAAGGAGCUAGUUAAUUUUGCGAAACCUGGGCCUGAGACUACAAAUGUUUUAAUGUCAAAGUCACCAUUCAUAAGAAACAAGACUUCAUGGUUUCACGUCUUCCCUGAAGGGUUUGUAUUACAACUAGAGGAACCUCAUAAUAAUUCGAUGCGCUAUUUCAGAUGGGGUAUCUCCAGAUUGAUCUUAGAAUGUACUAGAGCACCUGUCGUUGUCCCAAUAUAUACUUACGGCUUUGAAAAGGUUGCCCCGGAGGAUACUGCAGGGAAGGGAAUUCAGAGAUGGCUCCCAGCUAAUGUAGGUGCAGAGAUCCACAUCCAUAUUGGAAGUCAAGUAUCUGAUAAGUUAAUUGAAGAUUAUAGACAAAAGUGGAGACAACUAUGCAAGAAGUAUAUUGAUCCAGAGAAUCCAAAGGAUUUGACACCUGAAUUGAAAACUGGAAGCGAAGCCCAACAUUUAAGAAGCGAUUUGGCGGCUGAUUUACGUGAUGCAGUUCUAGGAAUCAGAAAUUCGAUUGGGUUCUUCAAGCCCGAAGACCCUCGCUUUAAAAGCCCAAAGUUUUGGAAGGAAUUCACCAAAACUGAAGGUUUAAGCGAUCCUGAUGUUAAAUUCAUUGGCGAAAAUUGGGCGAUCAAACGAUUACAAAAACAUCUUCCUGAAGGUGUUCGAGAAGACUAG